AUGGAUGCUGGACCAGUGCUUUAUGAUAAUAAACCUGUAAUUAUGAAACAAUGGACACCUGAAAUGGAUUUGCUGAAGGAGGAAAUUAAAGUAGUGCCUACUUGGGUCAGGUUUCCAGGUUUACCUUUGAAGUACUGGGGUCAGACUUCUCUUAACAAGAUUGCAAGUCUUGUUGGUAAACCAAUCAAGACUGAUAGGGCUACAGCUCAGAAAGAUUGCAUUGAAUAUGCAAAGGUGCUGGUUGAAGUACAAAUGGGACAAGUAUUUCCGGAUGAAAUAAAAUUUCUGAAUGAAAAGGGUUCAUCAUGUCACAAAAGUGAUGCUGGUGGAGUUACAGUUGGUGUCCAAGAUCAUCAGAAGAGGACUUCUGAAGUUCCUUCAAUUCGAGAGCAAGAGCAGGCUCUGGAAGCUGCUCAGGGUCAGAAAGAAAUUUCAGUCCCAGGUAAAGAGAAGAGUGGAGCUGAAGCUAUAGUAGGUGGAUCUUCAUCUCAGAAGGAUGAUGUCGCAUGUAAGAAGGUUGGAAAGGGACAUGAGAAGACUAUUAUGCUGGGAGUAGGGGUGAAGGAGAAAGUAGUUGAUCAGCAGCAGGGGUUGUUUGGACUCCUUGAAACAAGGGUUAAGACUAAGAAUUUUUCUAAGGUCUUCCCUAAUGUAUGUAAGGAUUGGGCUGUGGUUACUAACUACCAGUUUCAUGCUGGUGGGAGGAUUUGGUUCAUUUGGCUACCUUCUGUGUUUGUGGUAAAUGUUUGUAGUUGCUCUUCUCAGUAUAUUCAUUGUGAAGUGCUGCAUAGAGCUUCUGGAGGGGUUUUUGAGGUCGCCAUGGUGUAUGGUGCCAAUGAUGGGGAGGUCAGAGAGGAAUUAUGGAGGGAUUUUGUUAGAUUGAGCAAGAAUGUUAAGGAAGCUUGGGUUGUUAUGGGGGAUUUUAAUAGUGUUUUGAAUCUAGAGGAAAGAUUGGGAUCAGCUGUCACACUGAGAGAGGUGGAACCAUUCAGAUGGGUAGACAAGUUCAGUAAUGCUAAUGUCAUGUUCACUCUUGAAGGUAUUUCAGAUCAUUGUGCUGGUGUUUUGAAACUGGAUAGUGCUUUGAGUGUGAAGGCUAGACCUUUCAAAUUCUGUAACAUGUGGGCUAUGGACGAAUCUUUCUUGAAUAUUGUGCAACAUGGCUGGCAGGAGAGAAUUGAAGGUGCUCCCAUGUUCAGGGUGGUUAGCAAGUUGAAGAAAUCGAAGCAGAGCUUGAGGAAUCUGCACAAAAACAAAUUCUCUCAAAUUGAGAAUGAUGCUGCUAUUGCUUUGAUAAAGCUGCUAGAAGUACAGAAAGAUAUCCAUAGUGAUCCUCAAAAUGGACAACGCUAA
Beta vulgaris subsp. vulgaris (sugar beet) is the source of this 1353-nucleotide messenger RNA. RefSeq lists its product as uncharacterized. The transcript has 5 exons. The record is from RefSeq and is a predicted model, not a curated record. NCBI's taxonomy places the organism in Eukaryota, Viridiplantae, Streptophyta, Magnoliopsida, Caryophyllales, Amaranthaceae. Bases 1 to 1353 code for a protein of 450 amino acids.